UACAGGCAGCUGCUGGGAAGGCUUUACUCCGCCCCCAUCUCUGGCCCAGAACCCAGCAGGGUGCACUCAACUCUCAAGCACUAGGACCGUGCGGAAUCCAGGGCGCUAUGGCACCUCUGCUCACUGCCAGAAUCAAGUUGCUGCUUCUGCAGACGAUGGGCUUUCUCAUUGGCCUAAUAGGUAAAGCAGCUCGAGUCUUUGGUGGCCCCAAGUUUGGAUCAAUGACCACACCGCCUGUGACUGAACCAUUAUUACUGCUUUCGGGGGUGCAGCUGGCCAAGCUGAUCCGAAUGAGGAAGGUGAAAUGCAUAGAUGUUAUUCAGGCUUAUAUCAACAGAAUCAUGGAUGUCAACCCACUGAUAAAUGGAAUUGUCAAGUAUAGGUUUGAGGAAGCUAAGAAGGAAGCUCAUGCUAUAGAUAAAAAACUUGCAGAGAAGCAGGAAGAUGAUGCCACCCUGGAAAAGAAAUGGCCCUUCCUUGGGGUUCCUUUGACAGUCAAAGAAGCUUUCCAGCUAGAAGGAAUGCCUAAUUCUUCUGGCCUUGUGAGCCGUCGUAAUGCCAUUUCCAAAACAGAUGCCACAGUAGUGGCAUUCCUGAAGAAAGCUGGUGCCAUUCCUCUUGGCGUAACCAACUGUAGUGAGCUGUGCAUGUGGUAUGAAUCCAGUAACAAGAUCUAUGGCCGGUCCAAUAACCCGUAUGAUUUACGGCAUAUUGUAGGUGGAAGCUCUGGUGGUGAGGGCUGUACCCUGGCAGCUGCCUGCUCAGUCAUUGGUGUGGGCUCUGAUAUCGGUGGCAGCAUUCGAAUGCCUGCAUUCUUCAAUGGCAUAUUUGGGCACAAACCUUCACCAGGUGUGGUCUCCAACAAGGGUCAGUUUCCUGUGGCCAGGGGAGCCCAGGAGCUAUUUCAGUGCACUGGCCCGAUGUGCCGCUAUGCUGAAGACCUGGCCCCCAUGCUGAGGGUCAUGGCAGGACCUGGAAUCAAAAAAUUAAAACUAGAUGAAAAGGUACAUUUAAAGGACUUGAAAUUUUACUGGAUGGAACAUGAUGGUGGCUCAUUUUUAAUGUCCAAAGUAGACCAAGAUCUCAUUUUGGCUCAGAAAAAGGUAAUUAUAAAUAGAAUCACUUUAAUGAAAUUCAUAUUUAGGCCAAUAGAUGCCAUUCUCAUUCUUUUCCUUUACUGUCCGCCAGACAUUUCUGUGUCAGCAUACAGAAUUAAAGUGAUCACAAAAGUUGUACUAA
Artibeus jamaicensis (Jamaican fruit-eating bat) is the source of this 1239-nucleotide messenger RNA. RefSeq names its product fatty acid amide hydrolase 2 (gene FAAH2). The transcript has 8 exons. The record is from RefSeq and is a predicted model, not a curated record. Lineage: Eukaryota; Metazoa; Chordata; Mammalia; Chiroptera; Phyllostomidae. The annotation marks the transcript as partial.